GGUCUGCUGCGACAGCUGGUUCUGUUGCCUGGGUCAGAUGCUACCUCCCGAGUGUGUCCCUCUUCAGACCCCAGACUGGCAGUCCUCUCUGUCCCUCAGGCCCUGCUCACCAUGCCCAUCACACCCACUGGAAACGACAUAGUCCCCCUGUAUCCUUACGAGGCAGAAGUGUUCAUAACCCCGGGGACCCAGCCUCCCUGUGCCAAGGCAGAGGAGGGCCAGCUGUGGUUUAACACACUGAAGAAAGGCCUGCUCCUGUGUGAUGGACGGCUGUGGCUGCCUCUGCUGCAAGAGAAAGAGCGUCUGGACUAUGUUGAAGACUACCAAGACCUUUACACCAACUCGGAGACGUUCGACAUCGAGGUGUUCCACAUCCCCUCCCAAGGGCUGUUCGCUGCCACAGCCAAUCGCCAGACCAAGCCGGGCUCUGGAAUCUACAAGUGGGUGGAUGGGAAGUUUCAAGUGUAUCAGAACAUCAUCACCUAUGAAGCACGGGCAUGGAAGUACUUCACUGUGGGCAACAAGAUUUUCCUAGCAGUGGCUAACUCCAAGGGCCAGCCUGGCGAGGAGUGGGAGGAGUCAGUGAUCUACAAGUGGAGCAGCAGGAAGUUAAUGUUUCUACCUUAUCAGACCAUAGAGACACACAGUGCUCUGGACUGGGAGGCCUUCAGCAUACAGGAACAACAUUUCCUGGUUGUGGCCAAUCACAGACGAGGUGACAACAAUCACAACAUCGACAGUGUGAUUUACCGGUGGAACCCAGGGACCAAGGUGUUUGAGGUGAAUCAGACCCUCGAGACUUCUGGGGCCUACGACUGGGAGUUCUUUUCCGUGGGCCCAUACCACUUCCUGGUGGUGGCCAACACUUUCGAUGGAAUAUCCACCAACAUCAACUCCACCAUAUACAUCUGGCUGGGAGGAAUGUUCAAGCCAUUUCAAUACAUCAAGACGGUGGGAGCGACGGACUGGGAGAUGUUCCAGGUCAAGGAUCGGUACUUCCUGGCGGUGGCUAACGGCCAGAAACUGAACGAGAGAGGCCCUAGUCACUACAACAUCAACUCAACCAUCUACGAACUGAACGUGAUCACACAGACCUUCGUUAAGUUCCAGGACAUCGUCACAAACAGUGCGGUGGACUGGGAAUUCUUCUCGGUGGGUGAAGAGAAGUUCCUUGUUGUGGCCAAUUCUCACGAUGGAUCCUCGUAUUCUUUAAACAGUGUUAUAUACAGGUGGCAGGGAUAUGAGGGAUUUGUCCCUAUCCACCGGCUCCCAACCAUCGGCUGUACGGACUGGGAAUAUUUCAAUACCACAGCAGGGUCCUUUCUCGUCUAUUCCAGUGCCACCUCUCCCCUGUCUAAAGUCUUCAGACUGAAGACACACUGAUUCCUCCCUGUUCCUGACGCUCCACUAUCUGAGCCGGUUAGAGACACAUGGUGUGGUGGAGCAAUGGAAGGGGAAUGAAUUACAGCUUUUCUAGUGUUGCUGGACAGACAGGC
Molecule: messenger RNA, 1496 nt
Organism: Oncorhynchus masou masou (cherry salmon)
Lineage: Eukaryota; Metazoa; Chordata; Actinopteri; Salmoniformes; Salmonidae
Product: thrombospondin-type laminin G domain and EAR repeat-containing protein-like
Exons: 8
Biological process (GO): signal transduction
Source: RefSeq, a predicted model, not a curated record